Molecule: messenger RNA, 972 nt
Organism: Nylanderia fulva
Lineage: Eukaryota; Metazoa; Arthropoda; Insecta; Hymenoptera; Formicidae
Gene: elm
Product: calcineurin like EF-hand protein 1 elm
Molecular function (GO): calcium ion binding
Source: RefSeq, a predicted model, not a curated record
AAUUUAUUUGACCAAUUCGUAAUAUUUUUCAUUUUAUCGAACGCGGAAUAUCUUGUUCGAUGAGUUGUCAGAUUUUUUGCAGUUCUUCGACACCCUUUGAACUGUUCCAGCCGUAGUUCACGUGCUCGAAUCAUUUCUGUCAUCUGUCAUCGCAUCUGUCAUCCUCGUUUAGAGACAGUCAUAUGAUUUGGUUACGUGCUCUCAACACAUUCAGUUCUUUGCGUGUCUCGCAAACGUAUGUAAAUAGUACAGCGCGUCCCAUCCGAUAAAUCCAAGUCUGUAUUUUGGUAUAAAAAAGGGGGAAAAAUGGGUAAUAGAUCCAGUCUUCUUCUGCGGGAGGAUGAAAUAGCGCAGAUACAGAAUGCAACUGGUUUUACACCAAAUCAAAUAGAACGGCUGUACAGUCGUUUCACGAGUCUGGAUCGUGGCGAUUGUGGAACCCUCAGCCGAGAGGAUUUUCUUAGGAUCCCAGAACUGGCGAUAAAUCCGCUUGGUGAGAGAAUAGUGAACGCCUUUUUCGAGGAGAGCGGAAACGACAGAGUGAAUUUCUUGCAAUUCAUGCAAGUCCUGGCUCGUUUUAGACCAAUAAAGAAGAACAGUCCUAAUCGAUUGAACUCCAGGCAGCAAAAGUUGAGAUUUGCAUUUAAAAUGUAUGACUUGGACAACGACGAUUUGAUCUCCAAGGAUGAAUUACUUGCUAUUUUACAUAUGAUGGUUGGCGCCAAUAUUAGCGAGGAGCAAUUAACCAGCAUUGCGGAACGAACUAUACUGGAAGCUGAUGAAAAUGGUGAUGGAAUGAUAUCCUUUGAAGAGUUUUGCAAAGCAUUGGACCGUACAGAUGUUGAGCAAAAGAUGUCUAUAAGAUUUCUCAGUUGAAUUAAAUAUUAUAUACCAAAUAUAAUGUAAAAUUUAUAUUAUAUUUAUAGAAAUAGGUGUUGAGAAAUUAUAUAGUGAAUUUCUAUUGCAAAAUUA